Manis pentadactyla (Chinese pangolin) is the source of this 2926-nucleotide messenger RNA. It is a transcript of the gene PIANP, whose product is annotated as PILR alpha associated neural protein. The record is from RefSeq and is a predicted model, not a curated record. Gene Ontology annotation, cellular component: membrane. Bases 834 to 1676 code for a protein of 280 amino acids. NCBI's taxonomy places the organism in Eukaryota, Metazoa, Chordata, Mammalia, Pholidota, Manidae. The transcript has 7 exons. Gene Ontology annotation, biological process: regulation of immune response.
AGCCGGGUACGCAGAGCGUUGGGUAGCCCCGAAUCUCAGAAACUGACGGGGUGCAAGUGGGUGUCCAUGGAGUGGCGGUGAAAGGGUGAGGGGAGGCCUGCCAUCAGAACCCGGGGAAUCAACGGGUCGCUCACCCUCCGCUGCCCUCUCCAACCCUCCACAUGGGCGCGACUCCUGGAGUGCGGCAGCCGGAGGGUUAAACCGUGCGUGGUCGGCCGCGGGAAGGGGAGAGGCGGGGACCGCGCGCUCGGAGCAGCCGCGCCGAGCCCAGCCGAGCCGAGCGCAGCCCGAGCGCAGCCGAGCCCAGCCGAGCCGAGCAUCUCCCGCCGCCGCCGCCGCCCCGCGCCCCGGGCGCCCGCCCCCGCCCCCCGCCCUCUCCAGCGCCCCGCUGCCGGCCAAAGCCCCGGACCAUGCCCGGUGCCCCACCCGCUCCCGCGACCCCCCAGCCCCGCGCAGCCCUGAGCGCUCGCAGCUGUCGCGCCGCCGCGCCAGCCAUGCAGCGGACACCUUCCCCGCGGCUGCCUCCAUCCUGCCCUGGGCUCAGCCUUCGGCUCGCGCGUCCUCCUGCCUCGGGUUCCCUUUCUACUGUCGGCGCGCCCUCCCUCCGAGUCCCUCGCCGACCUCCCGGUCCUCGUUUGCCACCCACUCCCGCUGCUGUCCAGCUCCGUCGGCGGAGCGCCGGCCUGUGGAGGGCUGGGUGCGGGCUCGGCCGGGGAAGGGCCCGGUCCCCGGACCCGAGGCUCCCGCCCCACCCCCGCUCGUCUCCUGCGCACAACAGUAAAGGCUGAGAAUCUGGCUCACAACUGAGAAAGAUCUCGGACUUGGAGUCCAGGAUGUGGCCUGCUCUGCUGCUGUUCCACCUCCUCCCUCUCUGGCCGUUGCUGUUGCUGCCCCUCCCGCCACCUGCUCAGGGUUCCUCCUCCUCCCUUCGGACCCCACCAGCCCCAGCCCGGCCCCCCUGCGCCCGGGGAGGCCCGUCAGCCCCACGCCACGUGUGCGUGUGGGAGCGGGCACCCCCACCAAGCCGAUCCCCUCGGGUCCCAAGAUCUCGUCGGCAAGCCCUGUCCGGCACUGCGCCCCCUGCUACCCCGUCUGGCUUUGAGGAGGGGCCACCGUCAUCCCAGUACCCCUGGGCCAUUGUAUGGGGCCCUACAGUGUCUCGAGAGGAUGGAGGGGACCCCAACUCUGCCAAUCCUGGAUUUCUGCCCCUGGACUAUGGUUUUGCAGCCCCCCAUGGGCUGGCUACCCCACACCCCAACUCAGACUCCAUACGGGGUGAUGGAGAUGGGCUCAACCUCGGAGAAGCACCUGCUACCCUGCGGCCGCUCCUGUUCGGGGGCCGUGGGGAAGGUGUGGACCCCCAGCUCUAUGUCACAAUCACCAUCUCCAUCAUUAUUGUUCUUGUGGCCACUGGCAUCAUCUUCAAGUUCUGCUGGGAUCGCAGCCAGAAGAGGCGCAGGCCGUCAGGGCAGCAGGGUGCCCUGAGGCAGGAGGAGAGCCAGCAGCCACUGACAGACCUGUCCCCAGCCGGGGUCACUGUGCUGGGGGCCUUCGGGGACUCGCCCACCCCGACCCCUGACCAUGAGGAGCCCCGAGGGGGACCCCGGCCUGGGAUGUCCCAGCCCAAGGGGGCUCCAGCCUUCCAGUUGAACCGGAUUCCCCUGGUGAAUCUGUGAUGCCUCCAAUGUUGGGGUGCCGCCAUGCAGGAGGCCAAGGGGCUGGCAUAGCCCCCAUCCCUCUGAGGGUGGGGCAUCUGUGGGGCUGGGGCUGCAGGUGUCCCCAACUCCUGCCCUUGCACACCACCCUGGAACACUCACUGGCCCCAUAGGCGAUCCCAUCUGCUCAUGCUCCUUUAGGUGGGGCCUCACAUAUCUGUGGCUUCUGGUCCCCCAUCGUCAUUCUUGCACACUCACAUGAAGCCUUGCACACUCACCUCCUCCCUCCCAGGCCAUUGCACACACUUGGCUCCUGCACCCUCUUCCCACCCCAUCUGCCACCCCUGCCUCUCACAUUAUCCCUUGUGUUUCACAGUUGUUACUUCCUCUUUUUCCCACCUUCCAUGCUUAGCUCAGUCACUCAGUGGGCAGUGGGCAACUUUUGACUUUCUGUAACCUCUCACAUGCAUCUCCUGCCCCCAUGUUGUGGUGUUGCUUGUGUGUUCACUCUCUCCCUCAUGAACACCCACUGAUCUAGUUUCUGUGGCCCCUGCAUGCUGCCCCAGAGGCCGGAGGAAGAUGUGCUGAGGGCUCCUCAAGGCCUUGUCUGUCAUGGUCCCACCCACUCCGUGCCAUGUGUUUCAUUGUCUCCCCCUCUCAGUCCGAGGGCCACUCAUGACCCUGAGGGCUCCCCCGUGGGAAUGGAGGUAGUGAGGCCCCAGACUUCUUCCCCACCCCACUGCUGAACUGUCGUCUGAGAGAUUGGUUUUGGGGAGUCACCUGCUGCACUACAUGAGAAAGGGGCCCCCAAUUGCCCUUCCCUUCCUCCCAAGGCCCUUUGUCUUAUCUGUCCUGGCUGUCUGUGUGUGUCACUGUCUGGAAUUCAGAGCCCCCGAACUGGUCCUCUACUUCCCAGCCUCUCCGAGGGCCUCCCUGACUCCACCGGGGCUGCCAGGAACUGGAGCCAGCUGGUUCAAGGCCAUGGGGAGCUCUGUCUCCCGAUCCCCCCCUCCACCUCCUUCCCCCCCUUCCCUCCCUCCCCAGCCCUCCCACUCUCCCUCUUUUUGCUUCUCCCUUCUCUUUCCCCCUCAGGUUUGUCCCUACUUCUCAUCAUUUUCCCACCUUUCUUCCUUCUUCCCCUCUUACCUGGCUCCUAUGCUGUGAUAUAUAUUUUUGUAUUACUCUUCUUGUGGUGAUAAUCUUGAAUUCUUGUGGGAUGUAAGUUUCAAAAUUUUCAAAUAAAGCCUUUGCAAGAUAACUGAGUCCCCUGC